Messenger RNA from Morus notabilis, 1878 nucleotides. RefSeq names its product rhamnogalacturonate lyase B. Gene Ontology annotation, biological process: carbohydrate metabolic process. Gene Ontology annotation, molecular function: catalytic activity; carbohydrate binding. NCBI's taxonomy places the organism in Eukaryota, Viridiplantae, Streptophyta, Magnoliopsida, Rosales, Moraceae. The transcript is spliced from 14 exons. Bases 7 to 1878 code for a protein of 623 amino acids. The record is from RefSeq and is a predicted model, not a curated record.
GUGGUGAUGGACAAUGGCAUAGUCCAAGUAACAUUGUCAAACCCAGAUGGAAUUGUCACUGGAAUUCGAUUUAAUGGCAUAGACAACUUGCUUGAAGUCCUUAACGACGAAUCCAAUAGAGGGUAUUGGGACCUGGUUUGGAACUCACCAACUAGCCCUACUGGAAUAUUUGAUGUGAUAAAAGGAACCACUUUCAAGGUUAUAGUAGAAAGUGAGGAACAAGUGGAGAUCUCUUUCACCAGAACAUGGGAUUCCUCAAUGGAGGGCAAGCUUGUGCCCUUAAAUAUUGAUAAAAGGUUCAUAAUGCUUCGGGGUUCUUCGGGCUUCUACUCGUAUGCCAUAUAUGAGCACUUAACCGAAUGGCCUGCUUUCAACCUCGGUGAAACAAGAAUUGCUUUCAAACUCAGAAAAGACAAGUUUCACUACAUGGCGGUAGCAGACAACCGGCAAAGGAACAUGCCUCUUCCUGAUGACCGGUUACCUCCUAGAGGCCAAGCCUUGGCUUAUCCAGAGGCUGUCUUGCUUGUGAAUCCAGUAGAGCCUGAGCUCAAAGGAGAGGUGGACGACAAGUAUCAAUACUCGUGCGAGAACAAAGAUAUAAAGGUGCAUGGAUGGAUAUCCAUGGACCCGAAUCUUGUGGGGUUCUGGAUGAUCACACCCAGCCAUGAGUUUCGAUCAGGUGGGCCCCAUAAACAGAACCUCACCUCCCAUGUUGGCCCUACUGCUCUUUCGGUGUUUCUAAGUGCUCAUUAUUCUGGGGAGGAUUUGGUGCCAAAAUUUGGAGAUGGGGAGCCGUGGAAGAAAGUUUUUGGGCCUGUAUUUAUCUACCUUAACUCUUUAUUCGAUGAAAGCGACCCUCUUGAAUUAUGGGAGGACGCUAAAACACAGAUGAAUAUAGAAGAGCAGAGCUGGCCGUACAGCUUCCCGGCCACAGAGGAUUUCCAAAAGUCAGAACAACGUGGUAAUCUCAGUGGAAGGCUACUAGUGAAAGACAGGUAUAUUAGUGAUGACUAUAUUUCGGCAAAUGGUGCAUUCGUGGGGUUAGCCCCGCCAGGAGACGUUGGAUCUUGGCAACGAGAGUGCAAGGAUUACCAAUUUUGGAGCAGAGCAGAUGAGAAUGGCUAUUUCUCCAUCAAUGAUAUACGUACGGGUAGCUAUAAUCUUUACGCAUGGGUCCCCAGUUUCAUUGGAGAUUAUCGCUACGAUGUUGUCAUUGCCAUAACCUCUGGGUGUGACAUUGAUACAGGGGAUCUUGUUUAUGAGCCUCCAAGAAGUGGCCCAACAUUAUGGGAAAUUGGAAUUCCGGACCGCUCUGCUGCAGAGUUCUAUGCUCCUGAUCCUAAUCCCAACUAUGUCAACAAACUCUAUGUUGAUCAUCCUGAUAAGUUUAGGCAAUAUGGACUUUGGGAAAGAUAUGCAGAACUAUACCCUGAUAAAGACUUGGUUUACACAAUUGGUUCCAGUGACUAUAGCAAAGAUUGGUUUUUUGCUCAGGUUACCAGGAAGAAAGAUAAUAAUACUUACCAAGGUACUACAUGGCAAAUCCAAUUCAAGCUAAACAAAGUGGACGAAAGUAGUACUUAUAAGCUCAGACUAGCACUAGCAUCUGCCACUUUUUCUGAAUUGCAGGUUAGAGUGAACGAUCCAAAGGCAAAUCCUCCUCUUUUCACAAGUGGAUUAAUAGGGAGAGACAAUUCAAUUGCAAGACAUGGAAUCCAUGGUCUUUAUAGGCUAUACAAUGUGAACAUAAAAGGAACUCGGCUUGUUGGAGGAGACAAUACAAUAUUUUUGACACAACCAAGAAGUAGUAGUCCUUUUCAGGGCAUUAUGUAUGACUAUAUCCGUUUAGAAGGUCCUCCAUCUGCUUCAACUUGCUAA